CUAAAAGGAAGGAGGGGUGGAGCCUAUGCAGUGUGGGUAAUAGGUUACUGUUUGACCCCUCUGUCUUCACYGACACUCAUCAUGAGUUAGCGAGCACUGAAGAUCACCACCUUCUCAUUCCUCAACAUCUGGAUCAUCACUCUUCCUGCUUCAUGAGCCAGCAAGAAGCGGCUGAGGUCCUCGCACUCUCYGAGCGCCUUCUCACGGCUUCUCAUAAGGGUCAAGCCGAAUGUGUGGUCCAGCUCAUCAACAAAGGUGCAAAAGUAGCUGUCACCAAGUAUGGCAGAAGUCCWCUGCACCUGGCUGCCUACAAAGGCCACACUGAGGUUGUGCGUAUCCUGCUGAGAGCUGGCUGCAGCCUGGACCUCCAGGAUGAUGGGGGACAGACAGCGUUGCACCGAGCUGCUGUGGUGGGACAUAAUAACAUCAUCAACGCUCUGAUCCAAGAAGGAUGUGCGCUGGACAGACAGGAUAAGGCGGGGAACACAGCUCUCCACCUGGCAUGCCAAAAUGGUCACACUCAGAGUGUCAAGGUUCUGCUCCUGGGAGGCUCUCGACCUGACAGCAAGAACCAUGUGGGUGACACAUGUCUGCAUGUAGCAGCUCGCUACAACCAUGUGACCGUGGUUCAGGUCUUACUUAGAACCUUCUGCUCAGUAUCAGAGAAGAACAUGGACAGUGUAUCGGCUGCAGACAAUGGUCAGAGCAGCGACUGGUCCGGGUCCAGGACCAGGAGACAGAAGACCAGGCGGCAGAGAAAAAAGCCCUCUUUGUCCCACCGUCUACGUCGCAGAGAGACCAGGACCAGGGAGACCAGGACCAGAGAUACCAGAACCAGGGAGGUCCUUCACAAAAGGAGAAGUAAAGUAUCAGGGUCCUUCCCUUAUCCCACCGUUCCUCCUCACAGCUACAAAGCCUACCARCUCUACACGCUCUACAGAGGCAAAGAUGGCAAGAUCAUGCAGGCGCCGCUGAGCGGCUGCCGCUGUGAUCCACUCAUCAGUAAACUGAAGAACCAGCUGGAGGCCACCAAGGAGGAGAUAAAGACCGAGAUCCGCACCGUGCACGACCUGAUGAACAGCAAGAUAGGCCUGCUGGACCGCAAGAACAGGCAGCAGGUCAGAGUUCUUAAUAAGAUGAUGAAGGAAAGAGUUUCGGCAGAGAAGAGCGAGUGUCUGCAGAGGAUCGAACAACGAGCCCGACAGGAGCGGCUGGAGGCCGAGGACAGACAG
Molecule: messenger RNA, 1232 nt
Organism: Austrofundulus limnaeus
Lineage: Eukaryota; Metazoa; Chordata; Actinopteri; Cyprinodontiformes; Rivulidae
Gene: ankrd6b
Product: ankyrin repeat domain 6b
Cellular component (GO): cytoplasm
Molecular function (GO): protein binding
Source: RefSeq, a predicted model, not a curated record